AUGCUGCAUCCCAACAAUACCCAGUUCCACUCUCCUUCCUUCCUUCUGAUGGGCAUUCCAGGGAUGGAAGAUAUACGUAUCUAGAUAGGUUUCCCUUUCUUUGCAGUGUAUCUAAUAGCCCUCCUGGGGAACAUCACUAUCCUCUUUGUGACCAAGACUGAACACAGCCUCCACCAACCCAUGUUUUACUUCCUGGCCAUGUUGCCCUGCACUGAUCUUGGCCUGCCCACAGCCACCAUCCCCAAGAUGCUAGGCAUUUUCUGGUUCAAUCUCAGGGACAUUGUAUUUGGUGCUUGCAUCACACAAAUGUACACUAUCCAUGUAUGCAUUGGCCUAGAGUCUGUGGUGCUGACAGUUAUGGCCAUCAAUCACUAUGCCAUCUGCAACCCCCUGAGAUACAGCAUGAUCCUUACCAAUAAAGUAAUAGCCAUUCUAGGUACAGUCAUCAUAGUCAGGACUUUGGUGUUUAUGACUCUGUUUAUAUUUCUUAUCCUGACGUUGCCUUUCUGUGGUAUGCGGAUUAUCCCCCACACCUAUUAUGAACACAUGGUCUUACCAAAAUUGGCUUGUGCCAGUAUUAGGGUCAAUGUUAUAUAUUGCUUGAUUGCUUUCUCAGUGGGAUACAUUGACCUUUCUGUGAUUGGAUUUUCUUAUGUUCAAAUCCCCCAAGCAGUCUUCCAUCUCCCAUCCUGGGAUGCCAGGCUCAAGGCUCUGAGAAAAUGUAGCUCCCAUGCAUGUGUCAUGUUAGCUUUCUACCUGCCAGCCCUCUUCUCCUUCAUGACACACUGACUUGGUCACAACCUCCCACAUUAUAUCGACAUACUUCUGGCCAAUCUGUAUGUGAUUGUUCCCCCUGCUCUUAACCCUAUAAUCUAUGGGGUCAGACCAAAACAAAUGAGAGAAUGUGUACUAAGGAUUCUUAACCCCCAAAGUAAUUGA
Molecule: messenger RNA, 939 nt
Organism: Artibeus jamaicensis (Jamaican fruit-eating bat)
Lineage: Eukaryota; Metazoa; Chordata; Mammalia; Chiroptera; Phyllostomidae
Product: olfactory receptor 52E5-like
Biological process (GO): G protein-coupled receptor signaling pathway
Cellular component (GO): membrane
Molecular function (GO): olfactory receptor activity; G protein-coupled receptor activity
Source: RefSeq, a predicted model, not a curated record